GCCGCCUCUGGGAAUUCGAGGCCUGGGUCGGGAAGCCGGGGUUCCACGUGGGACUCCGCCGUUAACAGCCCUUAGGAACGAGUGCCUCUGCUUCUCUGCACUUCCUUUUCCCCACGUGACUAUUCCUGGCUUCCAGCGCUGUUGCAGCUCCGCCGGGAGGAGAGUAUUUAAUAGAGAUUGAUGGAAGCAGAAACCAAAACUCUUCCCCUGGAGAACGCAUCCAUCCUGUCAGAGGGUUCCCUACAGGAAGGGCACCGGUUAUGGAUUGGCAACCUGGACCCCAAAAUCACAGAAUACCACCUCCUGAAGCUCCUCCAGAAGUUUGGCACGGUAAAGCAGUUCGACUUCCUUUUCCACAAGUCAGGUGCUUUGGAGGGACAGCCCAGAGGGUACUGUUUCGUUAACUUUGAAACCAAGCAGGAAGCAGAACAAGCCAUCCAGUGUCUCAAUGGCAAGCUGGCUCUGUCUAAGAAGCUGGUGGUGCGAUGGGCCCAUGCUCAAGUCAAGAGAUAUGAUCAUAACAAGAAUGAUAAGAUCCUUCCAAUCAGCCUUGAGCCAUCCUCUAGCACUGAGCCCACGCAAUCUAACCUAAGCGUCACUGCAAAGAUAAAAGCCAUUGAAGCAAAGCUGAAAAUGAUGGCAGAAAAUCCCGAUGCCGAGUACCCAGCAGCACCUGUUUAUUCCUACUUUAAGCCACCAGAUAAAAAAAGGACUACUCCUUAUUCUAGAACAGCAUGGAAAUCUCGAAGAUGAUGGUUAUGAAUCACUGUAGCAGCAAAAGCAAAUUGGUCUCCACACCUGAAACCCUCUGCCUUUGUACUUUGUAGAUGUGACUGGUACUCCCCAGCAGAGCAUAAUCCCAUGUUAGAGUUUGGUAAAAUGACAUUUUUGGCUGUUCCUAUGGAUGUUUCUACCCUGAAGUAUGUGUGGAAUUGAGCAUCAUCCAGAAUAAAUAGGAUUCUUUCCAAAAUUGUGAUUUGAACACUGGGAUGCUCUAGUUGGCUGGUUUGUUUGGAUUUGUAACUCCAGAAACACUAUAUAGUGUGCCAGAGAGAAAGGCAAACAAAAAAUGUUAUUAUUUAAAUCAGGAAACUAAAUUUAUUAUCGUCUGUCUUAAAAAAAAAAUAGGGCAUUUUUCUGGGCUCAAGUGUCUUUACAACAUAAAAGAGACAGGGAGGGAAUUGGGAGAUUUUGAAUCAUGUUGAGAAUUGUUGUUCUAGAAUUUACUAUGGAAAUCCCUCCAAGUGGACUAAAAAGGAAAAGUUCUUGGCAAAAGGGAGCUGGUUCUUUGAGCAAAUGUUGUGGUAAUCUGCUUAAGAAUUAUGCUUUUUGUUUCAAAAUCCCAAUUAGCAAAAUAUGCCAUAUAUCUUAAAAUUGUUUGCAUCAACAAAACUAUAGAAUCAAAUUUAGCAUAUUGUACCACAACAGAAGUUCUCUUUGGAAAUCCAGCUUUUAUUCUAUAGUGAUCAUCAUUUUUUUAAUCUAAAUAAUCCUGCCUUCUAUAAUACAAAUCUGGUUAUUAACAUGGGGCUUUUAAAAUGCACUUAUUGCAUGAGAUUGUUUUUAUGGCAUGAGAAUGUUCUAUUUGGAAUUGUAUCAUGAUCAAUCUAAAUAGACAACAAAAUUUAUUUGAAAACCUGAAUGUUUCUAUAUUGAUCUCUGUCAAACAUUAUUUAUUAAUAAUUGCCUAGGGGUCUAGUAGAAGAAAUUGGAUUGCCUGUGUGGGGUGAGGUGGGGACAUGCAGUGGACACAGUGGAGCAGGCACUACUCUGGCACCAAGAUGGUAAUGACCUCAUGUUUUAUGUGGUUUUUAAAGGCUUGAAAGACUGCAUGACUUAUAACAAUAGGGAGAGAAAAAUAAAUCAUGUUUAUUUGGUAGUGUGGUUAGGUAGUGUGUUUUUCUCAGUGGUGUGGUCAUCCUGGUGCCAGGUGGACAGACUGUGUCAUUGGGCAGCACCGUUGUCUCUUCACCAGAUAAAUCAUUAUUUCACCUUAGGGUGCCAUUCUUAGUGAUUACAGACUUUUUACCAUUGUCAUUCAUAGCAAGAGGAAACUUUCACUAUAGGAACUUAAGUCUUCCUAUGAGCAUAAGUGAAUUUAAGACACUUAAACCAAAUCGUCAGCAUAGUGGGGUUUCAGAAUUCACAGAGCUGGUUCAGGGAAGUUCUUACCACCUUUCCCAAGGUAAAUCUUUCUAGAUAUCUUUAGGUAUUAAAUACUUUCUGCAUUCAUUAGCUCUGUCUAUGAUGCACGUAACUCUCCUUCCAUUUGGGGGAUAGUUUACAGAGAUGGGAAAAUCAUCUCCCAGUUUUCUGGUGACUUCUUAGAGUAUAGAAUUCACUAUUUUAUCCUUAAGUCCUCAAAGGGUUGUGGUGAUGUAGAACUCACUUAAUGCAAAAUAGUCUUCUAUUUUUAAUAGGAACUUAGAAAAUACUUAACUUUGAAUUAUCUAGAGCUGUUUCCUUUAGAAACCAGAAUUAUUUAUUUGUAUUUAAAGCAAUGUUUAUUAUUUGUACCAAUUCUUACUCCUCUGUGAAUAAAUGGAAGACAGUGUCUGUGCA
Molecule: messenger RNA, 2562 nt
Organism: Myotis brandtii (Brandt's bat)
Lineage: Eukaryota; Metazoa; Chordata; Mammalia; Chiroptera; Vespertilionidae
Gene: RBM18
Product: RNA binding motif protein 18
Exons: 6
Coding region: 181-753 (190 amino acids)
Molecular function (GO): RNA binding
Source: RefSeq, a predicted model, not a curated record